Parnassius apollo (apollo) is the source of this 1383-nucleotide messenger RNA. Lineage: Eukaryota; Metazoa; Arthropoda; Insecta; Lepidoptera; Papilionidae. The record is from the annotation of a GenBank genome assembly.
AUGGCAGCAUAUGUAUUAUUGCAGGCCUUGCUGCAAGCGCACGACGUGGUGGCGCGCGAGGUGUACGGCGAGGAGUCGAUGCGCGCGUCGCCGCCGCCGGUCAACGGCCGGGCGCCUCAGCCGCCCGCCGAUGAAGACGAAGACACCGAGCCCGAGUUUGAAAACGUGACCAGGGUGCGCCUCGUGCAGUUCCAGAAGAAUACCGACGAACCGAUGGGUAUAACGCUGAAGCUCGCCGAUGAUGGUCGGUGCAUCGUGGCGCGGAUUAUGCACGGAGGUAUGAUACAUAGGCAGGCCACCUUGCACGUUGGGGACGAAAUUAAGGAAAUCAAUGGAACGCCUGUUGCCAAUCAGUCGGUUGCUCAACUACAAAGAAUGCUGCGUGAGGCUCGCGGCUCCGUGACAUUUAAGAUCGUACCGUCGUACCGAUCCGCACCGCCACCCUGCGAGAUAUUCGUAAGAGCACAAUUUGAUUACGAUCCCUUAGAAGACGACUUGAUUCCAUGCGCUCAAGCUGGUAUAGCUUUCAACAUCGGCGACAUACUUCAGAUAAUCAGCAAGGACGACUCGCACUGGUGGCAGGCGCGCAAGGACGCGGCGGGCGGGUCGGCCGGGCUCGUGCCCAGCCCCGAGCUGCAGGAGUGGCGCGCCGCGUGUGCCGCAGCCGAACGAUCCAACACCGACCAAGUAAAUUGUUCCAUAUUUGGACGCAAAAAGAAACAAUCGAAGGACAAAUAUUUGGCGAAACACAAUGCAGUUUUCGACCAACUCGACGUUGUCACUUACGAAGAAGUUGUUAAACUGCCUUCUUUUCAAAGGAAAACGAUAGUUCUCCUCGGGGCGCACGGCGUUGGUCGACGUCACAUCAAGAAUACUCUGAUAGCGCGCCAUCCUGACCAGUAUGCGUACCCAAUACCGCAUACUACCCGACCUCCGAGACCUGACGAAGAAAAUGGAAGACACUACUACUUCGUGUCGCACGAGGAAAUGAUGGCUGACAUUGCUGCCAAUGAGUAUUUGGAAUACGGUACACAUGAAGACGCAAUGUACGGUACGAAACUUGAAACGAUCCGGCGUAUCCACGCGGAACGACGUGUCGCAAUACUCGACGUGGAACCGCAGGCGCUCAAAGUUUUACGCUCGGCGGAGUUCGCACCUUACGUCGUGUUCGUGGCCGCGCCGCCACUCAAUAACGUAGCCGACUACGACGGUUCGCUGGAAGUGUUGGUCCGCGAGUCUGAACAGCUGCGACGCACGUACGGACACUACUUCGACCUGACCAUCGUGAACAACGACAUCGACGACACGCUCGCACAGCUGGAGGCGGCCCUCGCGCGUCUCCGUUCCACGCCGCAGUGGGUGCCCGUCGCAUGGGUCUACUGA